Molecule: messenger RNA, 3354 nt
Organism: Zingiber officinale
Lineage: Eukaryota; Viridiplantae; Streptophyta; Magnoliopsida; Zingiberales; Zingiberaceae
Product: protein FAR1-RELATED SEQUENCE 6-like
Exons: 8
Coding region: 272-2857 (861 amino acids)
Biological process (GO): regulation of DNA-templated transcription
Molecular function (GO): zinc ion binding
Source: RefSeq, a predicted model, not a curated record
GGGGCGCAUCUGGCCGCAGCUAAUCACCCGAAACACUCCGUUCUCCUCUCUCUCUCUCUCUCUCUCUCUCUUUCUCUCGCCUUUGAACCAGAAACCCUCCUCCUUCUUCCCUCCCUUUCCGAUCUCCCUUUCCGCCUUCUAGUCGCCGGACUCCCGUCUCCGAUUGCUCGCAUCUCGACUCCUUGGAGCUUCCUUGCCGUCGGAUCCUCGUUGAGCUUCACGCAUCUCAAUCGCUAAUCGAGAUCCAGCGGGCGCGGCGGAGAUUGGCUUCAUGGAGCAUACGGACGCCGAAGUCUUGUCAAAUGACAUUACUGUGGAAGUGCCUGUGGAUGAUGGUGAUCCUGAGAUGAAUGGAAAAGAACUUGAAGUUGGAGAGCCACUGAAGGGCAUGGGAAGUGACUGCAUGAAUGAUUCAUUUGAGAACAAGGAGGUAUUCAGUGUCAAGGACAAUGCUGCUGAUAAUGAGAAAAUGGAGCAUAAUGCGUUUGAUACGGAUACUAAAGUAGUUCAAGAGGAUGAUCUAACACCUAGGCUAGGGAUGACCUUUAGAACUAGGGAGGAAGUUUGUAAUUUUUAUAAAGCAUAUGCUAUGACUGUUGGCUUUGGAGUGGCUGUGCAGAAGUCAUCAUUUGCAACUUCGGGGCAGUGUAGACGGGUAAUAAUUGCUUGCUCUAAGGUGGGCAAGGGAAAAACUGAUCCUUGCUAUAAAGCCAGACAAUCUGCCAAAACAGAUUGCCAAGCUAAGAUUGUUGCGAAAGCUUCAGGGGACGGGAUGCUUCAUUUGGUGGAGGUUAAUAAUGAACACAACCAUCCAGUCAAUCCUUCAACAGCACGGUUUUUGAAUUGUUACAAGAAAAUGGCUGGCUCAAGGAAACAAGAAUCUACAGGACAAGCAAAUGUGCAAGGGAGUUCUCAAUCUGAUGGGAUAGAAUCUGGAGAUCCUGCUAAAAUAGGGAGAUUGAAGCUCACUAAGGGGGAUGACGAGGCUAUUUAUCAAUUCUUUGCAAAUAUGCAGAAUAAAGAUCCAAACUUCUUUUAUUUGGUUGAUUUAGAUGAUCAUGGUUGCUUGAGAAAUUUGUUCUGGGCUGAUGGUAGGAGUAAGAUGUCAUAUCAGUAUUUCGGGGAUGUCAUUUCCAUUGAUACAACCUUCUUGACUGAAAAGUAUGAUUUGCCUCUUGUUUUGUUUGUGGGUAUGAAUCAUCAUGGCCAGUUAGUGUUGCUGGGAUGUGGUUUGAUUUCUUCUGAAACUAUCCAGAGUUAUACAUGGUUAUGCAAAGCAUUUUUAACCUGUAUGUUAGAUUGCUGCCCAAAUGCUAUUGUCACAGACUAUUCCAAGGCCAUUCAAAGCGCUGUCCUAGAUGUGUUUCCUGACACUAGAUAUCGUUGGUGCUUGUCCAGUAUUCUAAGUGAAGUUCCAAAGAAAUUGAAAGGGCUUCCUGAAUACAAAGAAAUUAAGAAAGCAUUAAAAAAAUCAGCAUAUGAUUCCUUGAAGAUAGAAGAUUUUGAAAAAUCUUGGAUGAAGAUGAUUGUGGAUAAUGGGCUUGAAAGUAAUGAAUGGCUUACUUUACUAUAUGAAAACAGACACAAUUGGGUGCCAGCUUUUCUAAAACACACAUUUUGGGCUGGAAUGUCCAUGUACCAACGUGGUGAAACUAUAAACAAUUAUCUUAAUGGAUAUGUCUAUCCAAAGACUUCCCUAAAGCAAUUCUUUAGUAAGUAUGAGGUGAUACUGCAGAGUAAAUACAAAAAGGAGGCAGAAGCAGAUUCAGAAUCUCACAAGACUCCACUUUUGAUAUCAAAAUUUUACAUGGAAGAACAGAUAUCAAAAGUGUACACUUUUAAUAUGUUUAGGAAAUUCCAGGAGGAGCUAAAAGCUACAAUGUAUUGUGAUGUUUUGGCAAUCCGGAUAGAUGGGCCAGUCAUUAAUUUUCAAGUCAAGGAGUGCUCGUUCAUUGAAGAUGGUAAACCCACAGAAAAUAAGGAUCAUGAGGUUCUUUAUAAUGCAGAUAAACUUGAGGUUCAAUGCAUUUGUGGUUCUUUUGAGUUCUGUGGCAUUUUGUGUAGACAUGCUUUGUCUGUAUUUAAGUUCCAGCAGAUCUUUGAGAUUUCAUCUCCUUACAUUCUUAGUCGCUGGAAAAAGGAUUACAAGCGACUAAGUGCUUUUGAACGCUCCCGCUCCUUGAAUGACAUGCAGGUUGAUAAUCCUGUGGCCCGCUAUGAUUAUUUGACUAUGCGCUGUCUUCAUCUAGCUGAGUUAGGAUUCAUAUCAGAUGAUAGGUACCAAGUUGCUUUGAAGUUAUUAAAAGAGGUUGAGAAGUCGCUUUUAGAUGAUGUUAUUUGUAGAGAGAGGCAGCCCAGACUUCUAUCUUUUGAAACUCAGGCUAAUGGCAAUGUCCAAAAUCUUUUAUUAGCACAGAUUGGAACCUCUGGCGUUAGUAAGAAUUCGGGUUCUUUGCAUGUCAAACGCCGAGGCCGGCCACCGAAAAAGCUAAAGGAGUCUGAUAUCGAAACUUUAGCUCGGCCCAACAAGGAACAGGAUUUUUUGAGAUCAUCAUUGAUUGGUAGCGAAGCUAGUAUCCUUCAAUCGGGUGCAACUGCUACUCACCUUAAUGCACAGCGAAUUGAUUUGAUGGAAGACAUCACCACAGGUGACUUGUCAUUUGGCAGUCAUUUUGGCAUGCACAUAAAUCACGAGCAUCACAUUGACAGUCAGCCAAGGACACAAACACACAAUCUGUUGCAGGGUCAAUAUGAUCCGCAAACAAUAGGAAGUCAGUCAAGGAUGCAGUGGAUUUAUCAACAAAUACUUCAAGAUGACCAUGCACCAAAAGUACCUUCUGGUAGAAGGGCCGGGUAGAUAUGAGAGUUACUUGAGACUCAGAUAAAAGGUUUUGUAGCUCAGUGAUUGUCGAAUUGGAAGACCAAAAAUUUCAUUCUCAUAAGAUUUUGCAUAUUGUCAUGCUGAGUUUGGUAUCUGCCAUAACCAACCUUUGGGAAUGAUAGGCAAAGUCAUUCUCGAGAGAAUUCUUACAUCAAGCAUCCUCUUGUGACAACCAAAUGAAAAUGGGGGUGGUCGAAAGCUGGAAUCCUGAUUGCAAUCAAGCUGUACAACAUCUUGCUGGCAAUUUCUACUUUGAAAACUAGCACACGAUCAUGCUGUGCAACUUCUCCCCUAAUUAACAGUAGCAUAAGAACUUGCUUCUGGGACGAUCUGUCUUGCUAACCAAAUUAGUAGCUUUCGUGUAUAACUUAAUAGUCUUUUUAUGUUGUAAUUGCUAGCCAUGUGCAUAUGACGAUGUAUCAGCACAUUCCAUGAAGUUGAUAUAAUACAAAAUCUGCUGGAAUUUUUGUGUA